This is a messenger RNA of Ahaetulla prasina, 858 nucleotides long. RefSeq names its product lymphocyte antigen 86-like. Bases 41 to 508 code for a protein of 155 amino acids. The transcript is spliced from 5 exons. Lineage: Eukaryota; Metazoa; Chordata; Lepidosauria; Squamata; Colubridae. The record is from RefSeq and is a predicted model, not a curated record. Gene Ontology annotation, biological process: innate immune response; positive regulation of lipopolysaccharide-mediated signaling pathway.
AAAGGCACCAUUAUUACACCGACUCUCCUCCACAGAGGUCAUGAAAGCGCUCAAGGUUGUUCCUGUCCUCCUUUCACUGAUUUAUAUCACCGUCAGCGUCACCAUAUGGCCUACACACAUAAUCUGCAAGAACAAUAAUUUGGAAGUGAACUACAAAAGCUGUGAUCCUCUGCAAGAUGUUGCUUUGAGUGUUGACAGUUGCACGUAUGUCACCAACAAAGAUGUUACCAUCCGAUUAGCAACUGUUUUAAGGCACGCCAUCAAUGAACUCUCUGUGGAUUUCAGUCUUAAUAUUAAUGGACAGAUUGCGCCACUUUACAGCAAAAAAGUUUGUGAACGAAAUCAGCCCCAGUUUCAAUUCUGUGGAAAGAAAAAAGGAGAAUAUAUUUACUACACAGGGCCCGUCUCCCUGAACAUGGACAGCAUCCCACAGGCUCCUGCCUUCCAAAAUUGUAAAUGUGCUCAUUCUCAGAUGGUUGUGAUCAGUGGUGGGAUUCAACUAAUUUAACAACCGGUUCUCUGCCCUAAUGAAAGUUAACUGAUUGGGUGGGAGUUCAAACCCCCACUAGCAGUUAAAAAGGAAGAAACAGCUGCAAUCACACAUUGCUCCCAGAAGCACGAAGCUGAAGCCUGAAGAUGACUAAUGAGACUUCGUCGAAACGUUGCCAAGACACUUCCAACUUUACGCGGGAGAAAACCCGAAUAACCAAAGACCUACCUACAAACACCCGCGAAAACCUCAGAAAACAUAUAUAUAUAUAUAGUUGUGCUCAGCCAAGCUCCCACCCAAUCAGUUCAAACCCCCACUAGCAGUUAAAAAGGAAGAAACAGCUGCAGUCACACAUUGCUCCCAGAAGC